Messenger RNA from Chrysoperla carnea, 1177 nucleotides. RefSeq lists its product as uncharacterized. The transcript is spliced from 5 exons. The record is from RefSeq and is a predicted model, not a curated record. NCBI's taxonomy places the organism in Eukaryota, Metazoa, Arthropoda, Insecta, Neuroptera, Chrysopidae. Bases 36 to 923 code for a protein of 295 amino acids.
UUUUGUUUUUAUGGUUAACUAACUUGAACAAGACUAUGGCAAAAUCAUAUGCAGUAGUUUUUUUUAUUGGACAAGACUCGUAUUCUGAAAUUCCAAGCAAUUGGCUUCUAUAUAACGAUGAACCUGAAGGAAAAAGGACGAAGUGUCAAUGGCCACCCUCAUUUGCUAAAAAUCUACAGCAAUUGUUAAAACAGAGAGUCGAACCAAGUCAAGAUUGGCCUAUUCAUGAAAUUGAAAUUUUAAGAUAUUGUGAUACUCUGGCUAAAGCAAGAAAAGCUGCUGAAGAUUCGGAAUAUGAGUCAACGACCGACAAACCAUUGGGAAGAGGAUUAAGAUCAAAGCGACUUACUGCUGUUGCUGCUGCUGCGGCUACUUUUAAUUCAAAAAACAACAAAGUAUCUGAUAGUUCUGAAGAAGACAGUGAUGAUAAGACAACUAAAAAAGUUUCUCCAAUGCCUACGAUGCAUAAGAUCCCUGCAAUUCAAAAUCAGAUAAAGCCUCCAUUGGUUGCAAACAUAUCGUCGUCUGUGCGUAAAAUGAAUGAAACUGAUGGUGCUCAAUCCGUAAUACAAAAACAUUUUGAAGACGAUUCAAGAACCACUGGUUCUGGAUGCACUAGAAAUAAUGAAAAUUAUGUUCCAUCCGACUUGGAAAAUGAUGAUGAUGAUGACGACAAUCGCUUUAAUGUACUUAAUGCAAAGUUGAAUAAGUGUUUAAGACUUCUGGGCGCAUUAACGGUAGAUGUGAAAGAUGUAAAGCAACGAACGGCAAUUAAUAAUUGUGGGAAUGCUUGUGAUGUUGGUAGUGAAACUGCCUUGCAAAUAAAAAAAGAUCUGCCACUGAAAUCAAGAGCAGAGGUAAUUGCUUUCGAAGAAAAACUGUCAAACUCACAGGAUUAUCGUCAACAAUUUGUAAGUUCAUGAAUGUAAUUUAAUUAUUUAAUUCAUUGCAGUUGAAAUUGAUAAGUAUAAUAUUAGUGGUUAAUAUAAAUUUAUUAAUAUUUGAGAAGCUAAAAACAUGAAGUAACUAAGACAAUAUUUUCGUUUUAUGAAUUGAGAAUACGAAAACUUUAUACAUGUAUAGAUGUAUAUAGCUGAAAAUAACUUGAAAACCUUGAAUUGUAAAAACUGAUCGAUAAUAUUAGAAUUCAAAUCCAGAAUUAACUUUUCUAUGAAGU